UGGUGGUUGGGCCGGCUAGCGUGAUGCGUGAUCACAUGUGCGCCACUUUAACGUUUUUUAAAGAACAGAUCAAAAAGAUCAGAUCAGAUAAAAAAGAUCAGAUACCCCGCCGCAGACAGCCCCACCAAAAUUUGAGCCCCGAUUUGCAUCUUUGGACGCAGCGCAGCGAUCACCACCUAAUUUACUCUUCCUGAAGUCCCAACGUCUACGUCUCACACUCCUUCAAACAAACCAUGGCCGUCGCAGAAGAAACCCAGUCGAAGCAGGUCGCCUCGCUGCGCCAAAUUCUCACAUCCGAGCAGGAGCCUCUUGCGCGCCGCUUCCGCGCGCUCUUCUCGCUCAAGUACCUCGCUUCGCUGCAGCCGCCGAGCGAGGAGACGGUCCCUGCAAUUGAGGCGAUUGCUGCGGGCUUUGGAUCGCCGUCUGCGCUGCUCAAGCACGAGCUUGCGUACUGCCUCGGCCAGUCGCGCCACGAUGCUGCGAUCGAGCCGCUGAGGCAGGUGUUGAUGGACAGGCAGGAGGACGCUAUGUGCAGGCACGAGGCGGCUGAGGCGCUGGGCGCGCUGAGCGACAAGAGCAGUCUGGACCUGCUGAGGCAGUUCAGGGACGCCAAGGACGAGCCGGAUGUCAUCACUGAGACGUGCCAGAUCGCGGUGGACAGGAUUGAGUGGGAUCACGGACUGCAGAAGGGGCAGGAGAAGCUCAAGCAGAGUGACUUCACGUCCAUCGACCCGGCGCCGCCGAUGCCCCAGACCUCGGACAAGCCCUCCAUCCCCGAGCUCGAGAAGACACUGCUUGACACCAAGCUCCCGCUGUUCCAGCGCUACCGGGCCAUGUUUGCGCUGCGCGACCUCUCGUCGCCGCCUGACCUGCCCACUGCCGUCCCAGCUGUGCACGCGCUCGCCCGUGGCUUCGAGGACCCAUCUGCGCUCUUCCGCCACGAGAUUGCGUUUGUCUUCGGCCAGCUGUCGCACCCUGCGUCCAUCCCGAGCUUGACAAAGGCGCUGAGCAACACGGCCGAGGCGAGCAUGGUCCGCCACGAGGCCGCGGAGGCUCUCGGCAGCCUGGGUGACGAGGAGGGCGUGGAGGGCACUUUGCGCAAGUUCUUGAACGAUUCGGAUCAGGUGGUGCGAGACAGCUGCGUCGUGGCGCUGGACAUGGCCGAGUUUGAGAAGAACGGUGAGAGGGAGUAUGCUAUCAUCCCCUCGCAGGAGACGGCCGUUGCGGCUUAGGUUGGGUCGGAGUGCGUGCAUGGUUACAAGGCGUUUGGCAUUAGAAAGGUAGAGGUAAAAGCAAGACUCCGCUCAGUUGUUGGUGUUCCACCUGAGGAUAUCGUUAGCAUAGGUCAAUAUUCACCAUACUGAGCUCGACUCACUUGUGA
Messenger RNA from Boeremia exigua, 1381 nucleotides. Its product is annotated as deoxyhypusine hydroxylase. NCBI's taxonomy places the organism in Eukaryota, Fungi, Ascomycota, Dothideomycetes, Pleosporales, Didymellaceae. The record is from RefSeq and is a predicted model, not a curated record. Gene Ontology annotation, biological process: peptidyl-hypusine biosynthetic process. The transcript has 2 exons. The coding region runs from base 234 to 1232 and encodes 332 amino acids. Gene Ontology annotation, molecular function: deoxyhypusine monooxygenase activity.